ACCUGUGGUGUAUUGUCGUAUUGUAUUGUGGAUUUGAAUGCUGAGUGCAGUGCUGAGAAUCCACCGUUGAAGUUGGAAAAGCUCCGUCAUUUUCUCGGGCUCGGCUCCAGCUGUUUAACUAAAGGUUUCGAUCUAAUGAAUCCAUCAUAUGGCUGCUUAAGAAAUCUGUAUGCAUUUGGAGACUGUAUCAAGGAGAAGUAGUUCAUACAGAUAUGCCUGAGUACAACUAACAUCUGUGAUACAUAAUGGAUCUUGAUAUGGAAACUAGAUAGGAUUGAACUGUGGCUGUUCAGAAAUCAUUUCACUCACUUUCUCCUCCUGAUACAGCUGUCUUGGAUCUUCCCCUGUGAUCUUAAGGAUAAAUUUACAGUACCCCUUAUUUGGUCCUCUUAUGUCAAAGUCCUGGUCCUUGAUUCCUGGACAGCCACAGAUCUGUAUUGUCUAAAAUCUCUCCCAAGGCCAGGACUGUCCAUUCCCCCUUACCCUUUAUUACACUAGCAGACAUAAUAGAAUAUUAAAUUUUGAGGUUAUUAUAAUCAUGUCUACACAAGGCAUCAGAAGCACUAAGACCUACAUCUGGUAUCUGAAAGAUGUUUUAGGGACAGGAGCUACAAGCUCAGUAUACCUGGGCCGUCACAAGAAAACUGGUGAUGUUGUUGCUGUAAAGAUGUUUAAUCAUAUGAGUUACAUGCGUCCUCAUGAAGUUCAACAGAGAGAGUUUGAGGUCCUUCUUAAAUUAAGCCAUAAAAAUAUCAUCCAUCUCCAUCAGAUUGAAGAAGAUCAAAUCUCCAAACAGCCUGUGAUUGUAAUGGAACUUUGUACAGGUGGAAGUCUAUAUACCUACCUUGACACACCUGAAAACCUGUAUGGUUUAAAAGAAAAGGAAUUCCUUCAUGUUCUCAAAGAUGUCUCUGCUGGUAUGAAACAUCUAAGAGAUAAAGGUAUCGUCCAUCGUGACAUCAAGCCAGGUAACAUCAUGAUGGUUAAAGGUGAAGAUGGAGUAUAUAUUUAUAAACUAGCUGACUUUGGAGCAGCAAGGGAAUUGGAAGAUGAUGAAGCAUUCAAGUCACUCUAUGGAACAGAGGAAUAUUUGCACCCUGACCUGUAUGAGAGAGCUGUUCUAGGCGAAAGAAACAGGACAGAAUUUACAGCACAGACUGACCUUUGGUCACUUGGAGUAACCUUCUAUCAUACUGCAACAGGGUCACUUCCAUUCCGUGCCCAUGGAGGACGUAACAACAGAGGUGUUAUGCAUAAGAUAACAACCACCAAGAAAUCAGGAAUAAUAUCAGGUGUCCAGGAAGUGGUAAAUGGACCUAUCAUAUGGAGUGAAGAGCUCCCAAAGACUUGCCACUUUUCAGCUGACAUGCGUCAACAGGUCAAAACUCUUCUUUCAAAUACCAUGGAAUGUAACAUACAGAAGAUGUGGAGCUUUGAAAUCUUCUUUGAAUAUGUUCAGAAACUGACCAGUAUGCAUCCUGUUGAUAUCUUUGUGGCUCCUACAUGUGAGUGUCAUAUCAUUUAUGUAGAACAUCAUCGUAAGGUAGCAGACUUACAGGAUAAGGUGGCACAUUUGACUGGAAUCCAACCUGAAACUCAAUGUUUCUUGUAUGAGAAGGAAGUCUUUGAUCUUGAGAAGUGUUUGAGGUGUGAGGAUCUACCGAAGACAUCUCCAGAAAAUCCUCUGAUAUUGAUCAGAAUGGGAGCUGACGCCAUUCCAGGCGUCAGGAUUCCACCAUUACCAACUCAACCAAAAACAGCCACUCAUUUUUCUGUACAACAAGACUGUACCUUAGCCAAGAAUUGUUCUGCAGUAAUGUGCUAUUACUCCAAUGUAGUGGGUACACUCACAAGGAUAGAAACUCUCAUUACUCAAACUGUCAAAUCAGUCAUUGUGAUGUUACAUAUGGAUUACAUGAAGCUACGUAGUAAACAUUCUGCAGUGAAGUCUUUAUGUCUUCUUGGAGACUGUAGAUGCAAAAGCCUUGAGAGGACCUUUCUCUUACUAACAGGUCUUGAUAACACUGAGCAUGAUGACAUCACUCACAGAAUAAAAAACUGCAAGGAAAGAUUAUGUGAGUUAAACAAGACCUGUAACCAGAUAGAAUCAUCUCUAGAUGCUGUAGAACGAACAGCCAUCAAAGAUGAUUAUCUUUCAUCUCAAUGGGAAGCCAUUAGACAGCAAAAACAGCUUGUUCUUCCUGUUGGAAAGAUUGGUCGAUUAAAGGUUCUCUGUGAGGAGGGUCUGGAAACUUACAAACGUUUCAAGAAAGACAAGCAAACCAAACAACUAUCCUACAAUGAAGAACAGAUCCACAGGAUGGACAAGGAAAAAUUGGCUAAGAAGAUGGUAAAUGCAAAGAAGAUUUUUGAUGACUUGUUUGAAAUCUUGAAGAAUCUUCAUCAUGACUUUGGCGUGUGGCACGGUACUGGAAGUGAAACACGUAAAUUCCAGAAUCUGUUAAACAGUGCUCAGUAUAGACUUCCUGAUCUACCAUAUGAAUACCAAAAGGUCUUAAAUGAGCUAAGCAAGAUUGAAGACAAGGUGACUGAAUUGAUGAGAUCUAGGAGUGGUAUAGCAUCAGCCAGUCAACCAUCAGCUUCUCCUCAAACAGCAGAUGUUAUGACAAGUAUAACAUCAAGCUUUCCACAGCCGACUUUGAGGGUUUCACAAGUGAGAUACGGAGGAGCUGACAACCGUUCUGAUAGCUUGAUGUCGUCAGUACAACAACUUAUCAAUAAUCUUCCUCUUGAUAGUCUUGGAAUGGUACCAGUCCCAAGAGCUGUCAAAGAAUCUUUACAGCAGUAUGAGGAUGGUCUUAAUAGUUUCAAACUGCAGCUUGAAAGUGGAAAUCGGCCCUUUACAAGAAACUCUGCAGACACCCGUCUAAUGUGAAACAACAAAAAGGGAAAAGCUUUUCACCUAAAUAUUGUUGCUACAAGAGGAUGCUGUCAGAUAAAUGAUCAGACCAUGAACAUUUGUUGAUGAGUAGCUGGUUGAUAUUUGGAAUAUGUUUGUUUUGGUGAGAAGUUGGAAAUCAAAAGAACAGGAAAGGUUGGAUGCAAAUCAUAUGCAUCACAUUAGCUCUGAUGAAUGGACAACGGUGAUGGAAUCUGUGAAACACUGGAGUGAACACUGGAAGAAGUCUCAGUAUGUGGUAGAUAGCUUCUGAUGUCAGUAGGAUAUAACUUAAAGAAACUUUCAAAUAAUGUAGAACUGCAGCAUACAGGAAGAUAUCUGGUUCUUAUUCGUGUAUCUGUGGAUUUGUUGAUUUUGAGAGAUGAUUUCCCCUCUAACGAUUAUAAGUGACUGCUGAUAGGAAAUGGCUAAAACUAUACGUCAAAAUAGGUUAGAAUGUUUGUGAAGAGCAUAUUUCUUUUAAAUUGAAUGAUUGUUUUAAUUUCUGUUCACACAAUUUUUUAAAGGUCAUGUUUCAUCCUAUAUAUUCAAAAUGUUAUGACACCUAUGGAAACUUGUACUAUCACCAACAAGUUCGGAUGAAAUUUGGAAAGUGAGUUAAUCAAAUGGAAAAUAUAUAUAUAUUUCAUAUAUCACAUGAUAUAAUAUUAUAAUUAUUUACUAUAUUGAAACUUCUGUAUAAAGUGCUUUAUAAAUGUUCUUUAUUAUUGUUAUUAUUAUAUUAAAAUAAGAUUAUAUUUCAUUUAAUUCCUUGGCUGUUACAGAGUAAAAGGUUGAUGAUAAAAAGAAUUCAAACUAAUUUGGCUGAAAUGUUGAUAAUACAAAAGUGUAUGCAACAAAAAAUAAGAUUGAAACCAUUUUUGAUGUGGUUUGCGAGGCCAGAUGUAAGGAAACACAGUAGUUAUAGAUCUAUCUUCAUGGCAGGGGUUCCAGAAAAAUAUACAAUUUCAUUUUAUGAAUAUCAUAAUCUUUUUUAUUUCAUAUAUAUUGUAAGUAAAAAAGAAAAUCAACAGGUGAAAAGCAGAUGUUAUAUCUUGAUGAUUGUAAAUCAAUCAUCUUUGUUUUCACAUCAAGUAUAAGAUUCAUAAAUAAUCAAUUUCAUUAUGAAUGAGUGUCUUUAACUUCAUUUAAAAGUUCUGCUUAUAGGUGUAUUGAGAAUUUUGUUUGACUUAACAUUGCCAUUUUAUUGUAUUUAUCAAUAUUUAUCAUUUAAAAGAUUGAUUGGAUCAGGUAUUGUUUAAAAAUCCAAUUUGUUAUGACACAUAGUUUUAUAGUAUUUUUCAAACAAUUCAUAUUAUAUGUUGCUUCAAAAAUAUCAACAGUCAACACCAUUAUAUUUAGUAUCUAGUAAACAUAUUCUUUCUAAUAACUUGUGGAAAUAUAUGUUUAUGCAUUGAGCAGCAAGUAUGAUAAAUUGUUUAGGUUUAUAUAAAUUAAUAGAAUGACUGAAUAAGAAAAUGAGUUGAAUUAGAUAGUGCUCGUGGAUGAAGUGUAUAUUUGUCUCAGAAGUCUGCCAAAUGAUAUUCAUGCCCCCAUUCACUGUUAGCCUUUUUGGGAGGCAUUAUUUUGGGGGUCAUAUCUCUUUGGGAGGCAUUAUUUUGGGGGUCAUAUCUCAAUUUUUCCUUGUUUUCCUGUCAAUUUCCAAAACUACUUCUUUUUUCAAGAACUCAAAUCAUUUCUCUCUAAUCGUAUUGCAGUGUAACAAUGUCGAUGUCAUAUGAGUUUUAUAUAGUGUGUUCUUUUGAUUGUUUUAUUUGUAUUGUGUAGGGCCCUGAUUGACAACAGUGUCUGAACAGGCUACCCUGGGUUAAGAUGACAAAUAGAAUGAAUAAAUAAAAUCCCAUUUUCAUUAUCACUUUCAGUAAAAGAACGGGGUUCCCAAUUUUUCAAGAAAAAAAAAAUUCCCUGAUUUUUCCCUGA
Molecule: messenger RNA, 4840 nt
Organism: Lytechinus variegatus (green sea urchin)
Lineage: Eukaryota; Metazoa; Echinodermata; Echinoidea; Temnopleuroida; Toxopneustidae
Product: serine/threonine-protein kinase TBK1-like
Exons: 17
Coding region: 539-2896 (785 amino acids)
Biological process (GO): peptidyl-serine phosphorylation
Cellular component (GO): cytoplasm
Molecular function (GO): ATP binding; protein serine/threonine kinase activity
Source: RefSeq, a predicted model, not a curated record